This is a messenger RNA of Pangasianodon hypophthalmus (striped catfish), 3991 nucleotides long. It is a transcript of the gene gtpbp2a, whose product is annotated as GTP binding protein 2a. The record is from RefSeq and is a predicted model, not a curated record. Bases 631 to 2163 code for a protein of 510 amino acids. The transcript has 12 exons. Gene Ontology annotation, biological process: translational elongation. Lineage: Eukaryota; Metazoa; Chordata; Actinopteri; Siluriformes; Pangasiidae. Gene Ontology annotation, molecular function: translation elongation factor activity; GTP binding; GTPase activity.
CAGCUAGUGUAAUAUAACGCAUGACAUAACGCUGUUUAAAGCCUGUUUAUGCACUAUUAGCGCUAGCUAGCUAACUAUUCACCUCCAUUGGCGCAUAACAUUAGCAUUCUACUGUAAAUUACUACAUGUUGUUCAUGCUUAACGCGAACUUGUGCAAUUAAAAUAUUUGGCUCAAAUAUAUAAUUUUGCAAGAGAAAAGCUGUCAUUGCUCAGCUGCGAGCAAUUCGCAGUCAGCUGCGGUUAGCUGUGUGUUUGUGUGUAACUCCACUGGACACGUAGGCAGCGUUCACUUGCUCUUAGCUUUCAGUUUUCGAGAAUGCAAAAGAGAAAGACGGUCAAACUACUAAACUUAAUAUUGUCAACAGCACGAGUAGUUUAGUGAGUUGUGUUUUAGUUCCAUGAGUCUGAAUUAGUUCAGCAAAGUUAGUGUACUUGUGUAGCUUCCACUACAGCUGUGUUUGUAAAUAUCCCGAGAAGGCAGGAGACCGAUCACUGCCACUGUGAGGAGGAGGAGAAGAAGAAGAAAAAGAAGAAGAGAAAAGCAACAGCAAAGCUGAAGAGGGAAAUAUCGAGUACAAGCUGAAGCUGGUGAACCCCACGCAGUAUCGAUUCGAGCACCUGGCCACACAGAUGAAAUGGAGGCUGCAGGAAGGCAGGGGAGAGGCUGUGUAUCAAAUCGGUGUAGAAGACAAUGGCUUGCUGGUUGGAUUAUCCGAGGCAGAUAUGAGAGCCUCGCUCCGGACCCUCCACAUGAUGGCUGAGAAGGUGGGUGCUGACAUUACAGUUCUCAGAGAGAGGGAAGUGGAUUAUGACUCGGAGGAGCCCCGGAAAAUCGCAGAAGUCCUCGUCAGGAAAGUGCCAGAUGACCAGCAGUUCCUGGACCUACGGGUAGCUGUGCUAGGUAACGUGGACUCGGGGAAGUCCACUCUCCUUGGUGUGCUCACUCAAGGGGAGCUAGACAAUGGCAGGGGCAGAGCACGACUAAACCUCUUUAGGCAUCUUCAUGAGAUUCAGACAGGAAGGACCUCCAGUAUCAGCUUUGAGAUCCUGGGCUUUAACAGCAAAGGAGAGGUGGUGAAUUACAGCGAGUCACGGACGGCGGAGGAAAUUUGCGAGAGUGCCUCUAAAAUGAUAACUUUCAUAGACUUGGCUGGUCAUCAUAAAUAUCUGAAGACUACCAUCUUUGGCCUCACCAGCUAUUGCCCUGACUUUGCCAUGCUUGUGGUCAGUGCAAACACUGGCAUUGUGGGCACCACACGGGAGCACCUUGGGCUGGCCAUGGCUCUGAAGGUGCCAAUCUUUAUCGUGGUCAGUAAGGUGGACCUGUGCACAAAAGCCACGGUGGAGAGAACUGUACGGCAGCUGGAGCGCGUCCUCAAGCAGCCUGGCUGCAACAAAAUUCCACUGGUGGUGAACAGUGAAGACGACGCAGUCACUGCAGCCCAGCAGUUUGCACAGUCCCCCAGCAUCACGCCAAUCUUCACAUUGUCCAGCGUAUCGGGGGAGAACCUAGAGCUGCUCAAAGUGUUCUUGAACAUCCUGCCUCCCCUCAGCAACAGCAAAGAGCAGGAGGAGCUCAUGCAGCAACUCACCGAGUUCCAGGUUGAUGAGAUUUAUACAGUGCCUGAUGUCGGGACUGUAGUAGGUGGAACGCUUUACAGUGGUAUCUGCCGAGAGGGGGAGCAGUUAGCGGUAGGGCCAAUGGAUGACGGCCAGUUCUGCGAUCUCACCGUGUGCAGCAUCCAGAGAAACCGAUCAGCAUGCAGAGUGCUUCGAGCAGGACAGGCAGCUACACUGGCACUGGGCGAGUUCGACCGCUCGUUGUUACGAAAGGGAAUGGUGAUGGUGAGUCCGGAGAUGAAUCCCACUAUCUGCUGGAUGUUUGAAGCUGAGAUUGUACUGCUCUUCCAUGCUAAGACUUUCCACAAAGGCUUCCAGGUGACUGUGCACGUGGGCAACGUGAGACAGACUGCUACAGUGGAGGCUUUGCAAGGCAAGGAGGAGCUGCGCACAGGUGAGAAAGCAGUGGCACGUUUCAAAUUCAUCAAGCAUCCAGAGUACCUCAAAGUGGGAGCCAAGCUGCUUUUUAGACAUGGAGUUACCAAAGGCAUUGGACAAGUAACCAAACUACAGCCCUUGUCCCAGUACCACCACCAAGCAUAGUCUCAUUCUUACUCUUGACCUCUCUCUGUGUCGGUCUCUCUCUCUCUCUGUCUGUUCUGUCCAUCUUUCUUGCUGUCUCUCCCAGCUCAGAGGAUAUAAGCACAGCCUACCAGAAUACACCAGUCCUUCUGUCAUCCUCAGAGUUUUUUUUUUUUUUAACCUCUCACAGCCCCAAUAUUAUUUACACUUGCUUUUCUUUUACCAAAGCCUUUCUGCCACUAAUCUCAAGCCUUUUUUAUAGAACCGUUUUCUAUAAAAUAUUAGUCUGGUUUAUAAUUUUUUUAAUGUUUUUUAAAUAUGGCAAUAGGAAUAUAAGAAGUGAGCUGGUCUGAUUUUAACCGUGAAUGCAGUGGUCACCAUAUCAAGGUUGGAUUUGAAGUAAAAGUCUAGUAGCUGUUCUUGUCAAUAUGGGUGGACACAUAGCCAUUUGGAUUUUUUUUAAAGCGAAAAUCAAACCAACUGACUGGCUAAAAGGUAAAUGAUACCUGAACCUUAAUGCUGCCCAUGUUAGUUACCUCAUCAUCAUGGUUUGUUUGACUUUUCCCUUUAAAGAGUCCUAAUGAGCUCCUUGCACAAACAGUUCACACUAGUUUGCCACUAUAUACAAGCAGAGUAAGACAACGAGCAUGCUUUGUCACCCCUUCAGAAUUUAGUCCCAGCCCUAAUUUCACACUCACUCACACACAGACAAGUUGCUCCAGGUGUGAUGGAACUAAACUCUGCAGCAUGGUAGAUCUCCAGGAAAGGCAUUGGAAACUUCUACAUUAAUAUUAAAAGGCAACAGACUUUAAGAUUUUGGGAGGCAUUCUGAAUGAGAGUUACUUCUCAUAGGUAUCCAAGUCUAAUCAUCUAGCCAAUGUCUUCACAAGUGUACUGAAGUGUAAGGUGUUAAGUAUUUUAAUGGCAGCUAUAAUGGUGACUGAGUUUUAGCACUAUCUUGUCAACCAAGUUUAAAAAUGAAAUGCCAGCACUGUUAGCAAAAACCUACUUAAACCUGCUAACAGUCUCUGUUGUCUUUUGUAAAAGGAUGACAGUUAUGAAAUGAGGCACUUUAAUGUAGUGGCAGGCUCAGGCUUUACAGGGUUGAAUGUUUCAGCUCAAUGAGACACACUGAAGAUGUCUCACACUGCCUUACCAUCAUGUGGUUCUCUGUGCUUCACUGUUGCUGAAUACUACUUCAUUUUACAAUGAGUUUCUUCCUGUUUGUAGUAAUGUCGAUUAUGUUGAUAUUCUUGCCUACACUCAAGUGCUUUAGUUGCUCAGGAAGUGUUGCAUGUUCCUCCUUCACAUUGACCCUAGCUUAAGAGAAGUAGAUGUCAACUUGAGCAGCUUUGAUGGAUGAAAACCCGUCUCCUUCGAAGCAUCUCCGCUGCUCUUUUACUGAUUAUGCAAAAUGUACUGCAGGCCUCAGACGGGUUUUUUUCUGAUCUGUUAUGUCACUGAUUUAUCUUGUUAACUAUUUUAUCAUUUCCUUUAGGUUACUGAUAUCACAAUGUUAAAUCGAGGUGCUCUUUUGUAGUGCCUUGUGUCCAACAAACUCCUUUGCAAAGUUGGAUGUCGAACCCCACACAGUUUUGUAGCUUUUUGAACUUGGUGCUAAACCUUUACUACUAAGAACAUAAAGAGGUUUAUACAUUAGUUUCUAUGUAUCUGUCUACAACAACCAGUUUAUGCAUGUCGAGUUCUCUUAGGUACCUAAGGCACAUGUUAACGCCUUUAGUAUGUCUUUCAUUGUGUUUCUUGUGCAAUUUUAGAGGUAAGGAAAAAAAUGCAUUUAAACCAAAAUGGGAAAAUGUAAUAAAGUUUACUUUAGUUAUUUUUAUUUUUA